Molecule: messenger RNA, 651 nt
Organism: Telopea speciosissima
Lineage: Eukaryota; Viridiplantae; Streptophyta; Magnoliopsida; Proteales; Proteaceae
Product: glutamic acid-rich protein
Exons: 1
Coding region: 1-651 (216 amino acids)
Source: RefSeq, a predicted model, not a curated record
AUGAGUAAUAAGAAGGGAACAUCAAUCGUAAAAAACAGAACCGUAGACGAGGUGGAGGAGCUGCUUCUUGCGGCGGAGGACGAUCUCCUCCUCAACCUAAGUCUCAACUCUCACCUUUCUCACGCCUCUUCUUCCUCCUCUCCCCUCGAUCACGAUCUUUCCCGUCGCCUCGAAGCUCUGAAAUCGUCAAAAAUUACGAGGGUACCACCGUCGCAACCGCAGCAGAAGGAAAAGACGAGCGCAGCUCCAAAAUCAACCUCCAGUUCGAUGAUAAUUACGAACGUAACAUUGCCGGAAGCGCAGAAGAAGGAGAAAAGCAAAGAGGAGGAGGAGUUUGAGAAGGUUCUCGGAGCCGAUCUUUCUGCCAGAUUUGCUGCUCUCAAGGGCUCUUCUUCUUCGAAGACUUUUACAGAAUCUCAAGCGAGUCUGGUGAGAUCUGAAAGUGGAGAUGAUGGCGAUGAUGAUGAAGAGGAUGAGGUGGAGAAGGUGAUUCAGUGGGCCAUCGAUACAGUUCGUCUCGAUUCCUCCUCCCCCAUCGAUGAUAAUUCUAACGAUGACGAUGACGAUGACGAUGACAGUGAAGAAGAAGAUGAUGACGAUGAAGACGACGAAGAGAAGGAAAAGACGAGCAAACAACGGCAGAAGAAGUAG